Messenger RNA from Chenopodium quinoa (quinoa), 1998 nucleotides. RefSeq names its product disease resistance protein RGA2-like. The record is from RefSeq and is a predicted model, not a curated record. NCBI's taxonomy places the organism in Eukaryota, Viridiplantae, Streptophyta, Magnoliopsida, Caryophyllales, Amaranthaceae. Bases 1 to 1998 code for a protein of 665 amino acids. Gene Ontology annotation, molecular function: ADP binding. Gene Ontology annotation, biological process: defense response. The transcript is spliced from 3 exons.
AUGAUCUUUGAUCCUGUGUUUGCUGAGGAAAGAGUUUCUUUCAUCCCAAUUGUCGGGUUUGGGGGAAUUGGCAAAACAAGUCUAGCUCAAUUGGUUUUUAAUGAUGAGAAGUUAAAGACCCAUUUCGAGCUCAUGAAAUGGGCUUGUGUACCUGAGGUAGAUAAUCAGUUUGAAGUGAUGCGCAAAAUUUGCAACUCCUUGACAGGUUUGAACUGUGAUGGUCUCUCAUUGGAACAAGUUCAGUCAAAAAUCCGAGAAUCGAUAAGUAACAAGAGGUAUCUACUUGUGUUGGAUGACAUAUGGGAUGAGAGUCGGGAUAGAUGGCUUCAGGUUAAGAGCUUGUUGGAUUGUGGUUGUAAGGGAAGCAAGAUAAUUGUGACUACGCGUUCUAAUGUGGUAGCAAAUGUUGUUGGGACGUGUCCAGCCUACGAUUUGGGACUGCUAACAGAUGAGGAGUCUUGGGAGCUUUUCAAAAGAUUAGAAUUGAAAGAAGGGCAAGAGGAGAGUAAUCCUAAUUUUACUAGGAUUGGAAAAGAUAUUGUUGGUAGAUGUGGAAGAGUACCGCUUGCUAUUAGAGUUAUUGGAAGCCUCCUUUACUCUAAAGACACUGAGCAAGAGUGGUUGUUGUUUCGUGAUGGUCACCUUGCAAAGACAAAGGUGACCGAAGAUGACAACAUUAUGCCCAUUUUAAAGUUGAGUUAUGAUUUUCUGCCAUCACCGUUGAAGCAAUGCUUUGCUUAUUGUUCGUUGUUUCAAAAAGAUUACGAAUUUGAGAAGAAUGAGUUGGUUCAUCUUUGGAUGGCCCAAGGGUACAUUGAGGCAUCCAAAGAGAGUAUCGGCCUUGAGGAAGUUGGGGAUCUAUACUUUCUUGAGUUACUGAGGAGGAACUUUUUUCAAGAUGCCCGCGUAGAUGAUAAAACAGAUAUUGACACUGCCAGGUUGAGACAUCUGAGAUACCUUAAUCUUAGAUACAGCUCCAUUAAGUGUCUUUCCGAUGCCAUCACAAAGUUAGAGAACCUGCAAACGUUAAACCUAUAUAAAUGCAGUAAUCUUGAACAAUUGCCAAAUGGUUUUACCAAAUUGGCUAACCUUAGACACCUGGGAAUUUCGAAAUGCUUCAUUUUAAGAGAGAUGCCUUCAGGAUUUGAGAAGAUGAGAUCUCUCCGAGAAUUGAACACAUUUAUAGUAGGGAAAAAUAAUGGUGUAGACGCACUGGCUACUUUGGAGCUUAGGGGAAAUCUAGAAAUUAGAUUUCAUACAUGGCGCAGAAAUACAGUGUUAGAAGCCAGAAGGGUGAAAUUGGACAGACAAGAACAGCUAACUGGUCUCACAUUGGAUUUAGAAAUUUGUGAGUAUGAGGUGACUCCUACAUCUAAUGAUAUGGAGUUGUUGUUCGAAUGCCUGAUGUUUCCUCCAAACCUUAGAUCUUUGGAGGUUAAAGGCUUCGGGGGAGAGAGUUUAGAGUCUUUAUCUAUCAGGUCCUGCGAAGAGCACACCAAUUUGAUCAUGGUAUCUCCAAGGUCUUCCACUCGAGUUCCUAAUAUAGAUAACUGUGACAGCUUGAAAAACAUAUAUGAUGUACUGCAACAUCUCCCAGCCCUUGAGGAAUUGAGCAUCUCCAGUUGUGAAGAAUUGGAUUUGCGGGACACCAGAACUUGGCCAGACUUAAGAAGCCUCUAUUUCCUAGAAGUCUCACACAUCUCGAAACUGCAGGUGCUCCCCAGUGCCAUUGGUAGUCUACAGGCACUUAGGGAGCUCAAAAUAAUCUAUCUUGAUAAUUUGACUAGCCUGCCAGAGGAGAUUGGCCGCCUCUCCCAGCUUCAACGGCUUGUUAUUUACGGUUGUCGGAAAUUGGCCUCACUUCCACAAUCAUUGCGCAGCCUUUCUUCUCUACUACUUAAUAUUAGUAAUUGUCCACAGUUGGAGACAAGAUGUCAGCAACCAAAUGGUGAAGAUUGGCCCCUUAUUCAGCACAUCCCCAAUAUUGUAAUCUACUGA